Messenger RNA from Emiliania huxleyi CCMP1516, 1531 nucleotides. RefSeq lists its product as hypothetical. The annotation marks the transcript as partial. Lineage: Eukaryota; Haptophyta; Isochrysidales; Noelaerhabdaceae. The transcript has 3 exons. The record is from RefSeq and is a predicted model, not a curated record.
AAUGUCCUCUUCGUGGCCGUGCACGCCUGCCGAGCUUGCCGACGUCGUGUGGGAGCGGCGGUGGAUCGCCCGCCCGGGGCUCAAAAGCAGCACUCCUGGUGCCAGGGAUGCCUCGGUCGUGGUGCGCUACGUCAGCACCGCCAGCGCCUUUGUCGAUGUCCGCGUGGCCGAGAAACGGCAGCCCUGGCCAGCACAGGCGGUCGAUCCGAGCGAGGUAUCGGCCGCUGUGACCGACCGGGCGGCGGAGGCGUUUGCAGGGGUGUCCACGCUGGAGGACGGCGUGAUACGUUGGCACGCCAUCUUCAACCUGGACGGCAGCGCGGGUGCCGAGGGCUGGCGGGCCGCCGAGUCGGGCAGGCCUCUCCCGACGGAGGACGCAGGUACCAUGGAAGUGGUGGAGGGCGAGGAACGCGUGUGGCUCGAGCACGCCUGGCCCGACGCCGCGCAGUACACCGAGGAGUGGGCGAAGCUCGACGGCGGGCCCUCGCUGGCGGCGCGGCGCGGCGACGGCGAGCUCCUCGUCGUCUGCGGCGACUGGUUCGGGUACGCGCGCGACACCCGCGACGCGGGCGGCAGCGUCUGCUUCGCGGCGGGGCGCGUGUCGACGGGCUGGCGCGUGGAGAGCUCGGCGGCGGGUCCGGAGGAGGGGCGGCGCCUCGUCUUGCUCGGCAAGGACGGGUGGUCGCCGCUUCCCGGCGCCACGCUGGCCACGCCGCUGCACGAGCUACUCGCGGGGCCGGACGAGGAGGUCGCGCCGGCCGCGGCCACACCGCUCGCGGCGGCGCCACCGGCGGAGCUGCGCACGGCGCGGCUGCUUCUGCGCCCGUUGCGGGCGGCACACGUCGACCCCGACUACGAGGCUGUGCUCGACGGGCUGACGCCGGAGGGGAGCCCGCUGCAGUCCGUCUUCGCGCGGCGCGACGCGUGGCCGUUCUACGGGAUGACGCGCGAGGAGGACCUGUUCGACCUGCGCCGGCACGAGGCCGAGUUCGAGCUCCGCCUCGCCUUCGCGUACACGGUGCUCGACCCCGCCGACGAGGGCGUGGUGCGGGGCUGCUGCUACAUCAACCCGCCGACCAAGCGGGACUUCGACGCCGAGUGCAUGCUGUGGAUCCGCCCCAGCGCCGCCGACCACGCCGGCCUCGACGCCGAGCUCGAGGCGGCGCUGCGUGGCUGGCUCGCGGGCGCUGCGUGGCCCGAGUUCGACCGGGUGGGCUUCCCCGGCCGCGAGCUCGCCGACGGCCCCAGCGGCGACCGCGCGCGGUGCUGGGAUUACUGGGAGGCCCUCCCCUUCACGACGGCGCGCUACCCUCGGAUCGCCGCCGACGCGAAGACGGUGGUCCUCCACCUCCAAGGGCAGAGCGGCCUCGUCCCUUAACUGCAUGAUUUGUUGUUGUUGUAGUAUGUGCUGACACAAGGCGCGCCCCACUGUGUUUUAGCUCUUAGCUGGUUUCGCCCCUAGAUGUAGAUCGAUCUAGAUGUACAGUGUUAGUCCUGCUACGUCAGUACUCGCGUACUAUGCAGAGAAGAG